Molecule: messenger RNA, 1446 nt
Organism: Schizosaccharomyces osmophilus
Lineage: Eukaryota; Fungi; Ascomycota; Schizosaccharomycetes; Schizosaccharomycetales; Schizosaccharomycetaceae
Product: circularly permuted 1,3-beta-glucanase
Exons: 1
Coding region: 1-1446 (481 amino acids)
Cellular component (GO): fungal-type cell wall
Source: RefSeq, a predicted model, not a curated record
AUGUUUGCCAAAUCUUUGUUGUCUUCCUUUUGCUUCCUUGCCGUUGCCGUCUUGCAAGUUUCGGCUGAUGGCUGCUCUCAAGACAAUGGCUAUUACUACUGCAACCAAGCUUCUGAAGUUGAAUUCAAGGGCGUUGGUUUCUCAUCUUCUUACAACAAAGUUACCAGUAUGAACCCUGAAAGCUGUGAAUGUACUAGUACCCCUCAAUCUUUCGGUGGUGCUUUGGCUCCUUUCGACGAAGAGCUUUCUUUCCAUUUCCGUGGUCCCGUUCAGUUAAAGCGCUUCGCCGUUUAUUAUCCCGACUCAGACAAUGCUUUGUCUUCCCUCAAGAAACGCAGCAACCACAACCAUAAAAAGGCUGUCGCUAACGAAGGCGGUGCUCUCAAGAAGCGUGAUGAUCCCGCUGAAAUAACCAGUACCGUUUAUGAAACCAUCCUUCGUACUGCCUAUAUUAAUGCGGACGGCUCGCCCGCCACUUCAGCCCCUGAAGCUUUCCCUGCUUCUACAGUCACUGGUAACGGUCCUGCCCCCACCAGUUCUUCAAGCAGCUCCUCCUCAUUGGGAAGUAAUGGUCUCAGCAUUUCUGCCCCUAACGAAAUCGGUAAGGGAUUGGCUGCUUCCAGCUUCGUUACCUCUUCCACUUCUGCUCCUCCUACAUCUGCCUCUUCUGCAUCUUCUGCUCCUACUUCCUCCCCAUCUUCCUCUGGCUCCUCCGACUGGGUUCGUUCUUCUUACUAUGACUCUGAAUCUUCCACCUCGGAUAACAUUGUGUUCAUGAAUAAUAUGGGUGGUACCGCAGGCAGUGGUGUCUGGUCCUAUUGCUUUGGUAACUCUAUCUCCUAUGCUGCUGCCAAUGGCGUUGACGGUGCCUCUUCUCCUCAAGUCCUUGCGGAUACCAUGCUCAAGUCUGACAAGGAAGUUUCCAUCUGGAGCGCAAACAAGUGCGAUGGCGAUGACUGUGGCUAUUAUCUUUCUGGAAUUCCCGCUUAUCAUGGAUUCUCUGGUACUAAGGUUGUUCUGAUGGAAUUCAACAUGCCUCACGAUGAUUCCACUAAUUUCAUUAACGACAUGCCUGCUAUCUGGGCUUUGAAUGCUCAAGUUCCCCGUACCUUGCAAUAUGGUAAGAGAGAGUGCUCUUGCUGGGACUCUGGUUGCGGUGAAUUUGAUAUCUUUGAAGUCUUAAAUGCCGGUAAUGAGAAGAUGGUUUCCACUAUUCACAGCAAGCAAGGCAGCCAAAACGGUGCUGGUGGUGGUGGUGGCUCUAGCGACUACUUUACCCGUCCCACCGGUUCUACCAUGAUUGGUGCUGUUGUCUUUGAUACUUCUUCUUCAGCAGUUUAUGUUAUUGAUGUCACCAAGAACGGUGUUAACUUUGAUCAAACCUACUCUGCUUCUGAUGUUGCUGGCUGGUUGAAAUCUGGUUCUACCGUUGUUCAACUUUCAUAA